This is a messenger RNA of Owenia fusiformis, 3298 nucleotides long. Lineage: Eukaryota; Metazoa; Annelida; Polychaeta; Sabellida; Oweniidae. The record is from the annotation of a GenBank genome assembly.
UUAGGAAGUGUCUUCAGUCUGAGAGAGAGACCUCCAUGUGAUAAAGGGAUGUAGGUUUAACAGUUUAACUGAAUGGAUUAUAAGAUUAGGAAAUAUGUAGUUUGAUAAAUUGGAUUAUCUGAUACCUAAACAAUGGUAAUAUAACAAAUUAUUUCACUGUUAGAUUUGUGACAUUAUAUCAUUAUGAUCAGUGGAGGAAGAUUAUGGCCAAUGGUCAUUGCAUUCUCAUUUAUAAUCAGUGAGAUAAUAGCCAAGCAAAGACCUGUGCCCUUUUUUCAAGGACAUUGUAAAGAACACUCUGUAUGCAGACAUAUCUGUGUUGAAAGCUCACCAGGAGGAUACCACUGUGAAUGCAAGCAUGGCUACUCACUACACCAUGAUGGCUUUGAUUGUGUUGUUGCUGGAGAGGAAGAGAGUAGCGACCACAUGGUUGACCCCCAACAAAGUCUUGCCCAAGAACUUCAUCCUAAAGCUAUCCCCUACUCACCCCCAUAUAACAUUAUACAGAACGAUGGUGCAGGCCACCAGAACUACCAGAGUGAUGGUGCUUCCCAAACAGAUAACACAAGCAAUGAAAUAGACCAGACCUCUCGUAAAGACCCUAAGGUUAAUAAAGCAAAAAGGAAACGAAAAAAACAGAAACACCAACGAGAUAAGAAUCCAACAAAUAUACAGGAUGAUGAAGAAGAAGGGAAUGUUAUCAAUGAGUUGGGACUUACUAUUCCUCCAGUUAGGUUCCACUCCUGUAGGGACCUUAUCUGCCAUAAUGGGGGCCAGUGUGUAAGGGAUGAAAUGAGGGAUGGAUAUAGGUGUCAGUGUCUGCUAAACUACCAUGGCCAGUUCUGUGAACAAGAGUCUAUGGUGAGAUACCCACGUCUGAUUGGCUCCGGCUAUGUGGCAUUUCCUGUUCUGCGCAACGCCUACAAGGAAUUUUCUGCUACAAUUGAGUUCAGACCAGAACUUAACAAUGGAUUGUUGCUCUUCAGCUCCGAACAUGUAGAUGCUAAGGCUGACUUCUUUUCUGUGGCUCUUAUAGAUGGUUAUGCAGAAUUUAGGUUUGAUUGCGGGACAGGGCCUGCAGUGAUCAAAAGCAGCAACAAGAUCAUCCUGGGCCAGUGGAACAGAGUGACUGUACACAGGGAUGAAUGGAAUGGAUGGAUGAGGCUCAAUGGAGCAGAACAAGUUAAAGGAAGAUCAAAGGGUAUUUAUUCCCGCAUCACCCUGAGACAAGAUCUGUACCUGGGGGGCUAUACAAACAGCUCAGCUAUAGGCCCUAGGGUGGGGAUGAGAUGGGGCUUUGUUGGCUGCAUACGCAAGCUGCAGAUCAACCAUAGGGUGUAUGAUAUGCGUAAAGGGGCAUAUGUUGGUGAUGCUAUACAUGGUAUUGAUGUCAGUGAAUGCAGUGCCCACAUCUGUGACAAUGUACUGUGUGCAAAUGGAGGGACCUGCCAGGCUAGGGCAGCUGAUGACUACAUAUGCCUGUGUCAACUAGGCACCAUAGGGAGACACUGUGAAGAGAAAAUCGAGAUCCAUGUCCCGAAGUUCCAUGGUAACUCAUAUCUACAAUACAAUGGCUUAAGGCGCACAGCCCUGACUUACACCGAUAUUGAUAUUGUCUUUAAACCAGAGAAGAGGGAUGGACUUAUACUUUACAAUGGCUAUACACUUGACAGAACUGGUGAUUUCAUAUCACUGGCCUUGCAAGAUGGAUUUGUUGAAUUUCGAUUUGAUUUAGGCACAGGCCCAGCAAUUAUAAGGAGCAAAGAAGUCAUUGAUCUUGGCAAGUGGCAUGAAGUGAAGAUCUCUCGUACUGGACGUGAAGGCUACAUGCAGGUUGAUAAACAGGAUAGGGUGGAGGGGAUGUCUAUGGGGGCUUACGUUCAGCUCACUCUCCUACAAGACUUGUUUCUAGGGGGACAUAGGAACUUUGACGAAACCAAUAAAUACACAGCUGCUACAGAUGGAUUCACUGGAUGUAUACAGAAAGUAACAAUAAAUGACAAACCUCUAAAGUUGUUUGAUGAGCUAUUCUAUGGUAUAAAUGUAGAGAACUGUGACCAUCCAUGUGUUACACAGCCAUGUAUCAAUGGUGGCCACUGUGUGCCUUUCAAGGACUUCUACAAGUGUAGCUGCCCAUUGGGCUUUGAGAGUGAGCAGUGUGAAUUCAGAGUUAGUGAACCCAUAUUAGUGCCAAUGUUCCAAGGGGAGAGUUAUUUGCUUUAUUCUGAUAAAGAACUCAAUGAAAGGGUGGCAGGAAACAAGAUAGACAUCCAAAUUAAGAUGAAGACAUCAACUCCUGAUGGUUUGAUAUUCUGGAGCUCCCAUGGGGACCUGUCAUCAUCAGCAGAUUAUAUAGCAUUAGGGCUAUCUGGGGGACAUAUUAGGUUUAGCUAUAACCUUGGUAGUGGUGAAGUAAUCAUACAGGACAACCACACACGUAUUGAUGAUGGCAAAUGGCACAAGAUAAAGGCUCAGAGAGUAAACCAGAUAGGGUAUGUAGAGAUAGAUGGCAAAGAUGUAGUGGAGGGCACAUCACCGGGGAGAUUAAAGCAGUUACAGACAGAUGGUGCUCUUUAUAUAGGUGGCAUUCCAGACAUGGUGCAUAGGACACACCGCAAGUAUACAAAAGGCUUUAUAGGUUGUAUACAUCAACUGACCCUGGCUACAGACUAUCAUGUACAGCUCACAGGGGAGGCAUCCGAUGGACAGAAUAUUCAGCCUUGUUCUUAACAUUCACCACCUAAGAGGUCAACCUUAUUCUUAAUAACUCUAUUGACAAAAGGAUGCAAUUGAUGGAUAAAAUAUCCAGCCAUGAAUAUUCUGAAUAACCAGCCAUCCUCUAAACAGCCUCAAGGGGAGAUGGCUAAUGGAUAGAACUCCAAGCUUCUUUGUCAGAUCAUGGGAUAUUCACUCAUGAUAUCAUCAGUCAUGUGAUCAUUGUGUUCAAACAUGAACUUACUAAGCUUCAACUUACAAACUAAGUAUUAUUUGCCAGUUGGCACUCAGAAAUUAUUUUACAUUCUGGAAGUGUUCUUUUUAUUUCAAAACUAAAUUUCCAACCAAUGAAUAUGGAGCAACUUAUACCGUGAGAAUCAAGAUGCAUGUAAGAGCAUUAAUGCAUAAAUAUUGAGCAUAAUCCAAAACUGUUAUUUUAAAUGCAAAGCAAUUUUAAAAUACCAAUAACCUCAUUUCAAAGGGCAAUAUAUAUUGUAUAUUGGACCAAGGGCCGAAGGGGAACAUUACCGGGCUGAAAUAUUCAUUUUGGCCCACCACUAUGAUGUCACAUAUUGCUCAGGUC